Molecule: messenger RNA, 1284 nt
Organism: Trichomonas vaginalis G3
Lineage: Eukaryota; Parabasalia; Trichomonadida; Trichomonadidae
Exons: 1
Coding region: 1-1284 (427 amino acids)
Source: RefSeq, a predicted model, not a curated record
AUGAGGGCAACAAAACAGUUUAAUCCAUAUUCAUCAGGAUUCACAAACGUCGACAUCAUAGGAAAUGAAGAUCUUUUCCCAGAAGAAGGUUAUGAAUUUAUACCACAUCCUCCAACUCAAUCGACAAAAGAUAGAUACGUUUCUGUUGACUUCCCAUUGAAUUCUACAAUCAAUACAACAAAAUUACCAACAAAUAAUAUGCCACAACCACCGGAACCUGUCAUUGAUGUACCAAUGCCAAAAAUGAAAUCUCAUCGCAGGAAGUACAUUUAUGAUACGACAAUCGCUGUUCGUAAGAAACAAAUGGACUACAAAACUCAAUUAGCCGAAUAUAAUCGCGAAAUGCGUGAAUACGAAAAGGCUGACGAAGCUAAUAUCAUUAAAAUAGCUAAGGAAGCCGUUCAAAAAGAGGAAGAAAAGCAUAAGAACGAUAAGGCCAACUUGAGAGCUAACUACGAAGAGCAAAUCAAGGAUCAUAAACGCCAGAUAAAGAGAGCUCAACAGGAAGAACAAAUGGAAGUCGAGAAAAUGCGUGAAGCCGAAGCUGCCCAACGUGAACUCGACCGCCAGAAAGAGGAGAAAGAGGCUAUGGUCAAACAAACGUAUCGCGAUGAAUUCUUAAAGCGCAAUGCUAUGCUCCAAAAGAUGAAAGCUACACGCCAUGAACGCGAGAAAGAGGAAGAACGUGAAAUUGCUCGCCAAGCAGAGUCUCUUUCCGCCACUCGUGAAGCAAGAGCUAAACGCGAAGAAGAAAUCAGACUUGAGAAGACAAAACGUCGUGAAAUUGUCGUCGAAUUACAAGCUAAGGCACUUGCCCAGCAAAAGAAGAAGAUUGACGAUUUCCAAGAAAAGGCGAUUUCUCAAGCAACUCUCAACGAAGAACGCGAACGUCAAGCUCGUGAGGAUAAGAAGAAGAACGAUGCUCUUCAGCGCGAAAGAGAAUGGAAGAUGCUUGACAAAGAACGCCAAGCUAAAACAGCAAUUAAAACAAAACGUCCAUUCCCAACAAGAAUUCCAGACUUCGAUGAAGAGGCAUUCGCUAGGGAACAAGCUCACAACGAAAAGGUCUACUACCGCACAAUGCAGAUGAAGCAGGCCCGCGACAGAAAGAGACGCGAGAAACAAGAAAUGGAGAACGACAUCAUCGAAGAAAAUCAAAACCUCGAGAUGACAACACAACAAUUCAACCAGUCUCUCAAGAAACUUCAGGAUUCUGUUCCAGCAGAACUCGGAAUUAAAGUUCCACAAUACAAACCAUCAAUGAAGGUCACUGGAAUGGUUUAA